Molecule: messenger RNA, 2368 nt
Organism: Thunnus maccoyii (southern bluefin tuna)
Lineage: Eukaryota; Metazoa; Chordata; Actinopteri; Scombriformes; Scombridae
Gene: ttpal
Product: tocopherol (alpha) transfer protein-like
Exons: 6
Coding region: 251-1285 (344 amino acids)
Cellular component (GO): membrane
Molecular function (GO): phosphatidylinositol bisphosphate binding
Source: RefSeq, a predicted model, not a curated record
UGUGGCUUUUGACACUGUUGUUUUUGGGUCGUAGCGGCUGUUUUUUAAUCCAUUUCAUCACUUGCCAAUGGAUGCUUAUAAAAGUCGCCUGUGUCUGUCCUAGAGGGUUAAUGUUAAACGCAUUUUCGGGUUGGUAUUCAGUCAUUAUUCUGACUUUAGUUUUGUCGCAGCGGUUGUUUUUCAGGGUCAGGAUAUAUUAGCUGACAGAUGCUCUGACUCACUUCUCUUUUCUGUUUCACCCAGUCAGUCCAUGGCCGAUCAGCAUGAGUCCAUCGAUCUCAGGUCUCCAGCGGACCCUCCAGCAGCUGCAGAACACAGCUGGUUCCCUGGACCCCCUCCUCCCAUCUACUCCUGCAGUCUGACCCCUGAGCUGGUGGCCAAGGCACGGGAGGAGCUCCAGGAGAAACCAGAAUGGCGUCUCCGAGAUGUCCAAGCACUGAGAGACAUGAUACUGAAGGAACAACCCAAUCUCAGGACGAGGCUGGACGACGCCUUCCUCCUGCGCUUCCUGCGGGCCAGGAAGUUUGACUACGACCGGGCCCUGCAGCUGCUGCUCAAUUACCAUGCGGGACGUAAGGCCUGGCCAGAGGUGUUCCAGGACCUGAAGCCGUCCACGGUGAAACACGUCCUGGACCUGGGCUUCCUCACGGUCCUGCCUCAGCCGGACCCCAACGGAAGAUACAUCCUCUGUCUCCGUCCGGGAAAAUGGAAGCCGAAUGAUUAUCCGUUUGUGGACAAUGUGAGGGCCAUUUAUCUGACUCUGGAGAAGCUGAUCCAGCCAGAGGAAACUCAAGUGAACGGUAUCGUCAUUUUAGCUGACUACACCGGAGUGGGCAUGUCACAAGCAUCCAAUCCAGGCCCAUUCCUUGCCAAAAAAGUUGUGAGCAUCCUCCAGGAUGGGUUUCCAAUCAGAAUCAAGGCUGUUAACAUAAUUAACGAGCCCAGGAUUUUCAAAGGCAUCUUUGCUAUAAUUAAGCCUUUUCUGAAGGAGAAGAUGGCAGAGAGGUACAUCCUCCACGGCUCAGACCUGCGCUCUCUGCACCGGAGCAUCCCCCGGUCGGUUCUGCCGGAGGAGUACGGCGGCACCGCGGGCCAACUGGACAUGGGUGCGUGGUCCAGACUGCUGCUGGACUGUGAGGAGGAAUUUAUAGUGGAGUUCUGCCAGCCAGAUCCACUAGAGGGUGUGGUGCUCCCAGACUCCAUGCUGUUUGAAGGCGAGCAGGCCAGCGGGCAGGACGACGACAUCUUCAGGGGGCUGCGCUCUCAACUUUAUUACUGUUACUGAUUGCACAUUGUAGAUACACUCCCAUCACUGAGAGGACAUUUUUCUGUUUCAUUUGAAACAUGUGUGUAGACUUUUACAGGGCAAGUUGCCAAUAUUAUACAUGAUUUAUUUUACUAACUAAGCAGCACUACUAUAGUCGUCUCUAGUUUAUACUUAGCCCAACAUUCAAUCAUGGUUCCAAGGCAGCUGCAGGCUCUGGCAAAGAGGCUUUUGACAUGAGCCCUUGCCCCUCUAUGAAUUCAUUUUAGUUUUUAAUAUUUUCCACUGAGGAGGAAUGCUAAAAAUAGUCUUAUCAAACUCACAUCUCUUCCGUUUGUUUAGAAUCUGCAUACCGACAGUCAGUCGUAUACUGGCCAUUACUGCUCUGUCUGCAUGAUUACAUCGCUCCACGAAACGAUCAAAAGAUUGAGACAGUUUCUGUGUAUGUCACCGACUAAUGCAUUGCCUUAAACUGUUAAUUAAUCAGUAGAUUUUUUUUGCAAGGGAUGUGUCAUAAAUCAUGUUGGAUUUGUGUGAACCAAAGCAAUACUCAUGUGCGUUCUCGUGGAUAUACUUUAUGGUUAGUAAAUGGACAUAUAGUAGAUGGCUGCUGUGGCUGAGAGAGUGAAUAUUGUACUAGAUUUACCUGUAAAUGUUGUUGCUGAUAUACAAUAUUUCAGGGCCUUUGUUUAGAUGAUGUUUUAGUUUUCUCUAGCCUGAAUCACUGAGAGGAUUAUUUUUCUAAAUUCAGAUAAUCUGCCUUAUGUUUUUUUUUUUUUUUAAAUGUUUUUUUGACCUGUUUGCCUGUGUCUCAUCACGCAGUCUUAACACGGGGCCAUUACUGAUCACAGGAGUCACAUUGGAGAAUUGCAGUGCUAGAAUAUUCAAUACUGACUUUACAGACAUCUAGUUUGCCAAAUUUCACACCAGGCCAUGUACAGAGAUGUGCAUUAAUGUCGGAUCUGUUUUCUCGCGGUAGCCCGAAGCUAACUCUUUUGUUGUGUACAGUCUUUUAUAUUUUUAUUUUGUGCACGUAUGUUACUGUAAGCUGUAUUAUGUUGCAAAAUUGUUCCUAGUGAAGACAGUAAAGUGAAACAGAAAGCU